AGCUGUCGAGCUAAUGAUCUAAUUGCUUAGGUCACCGUCGAUAUACCAUUGAGCUUGCCACAGAGCUCACAACUCCGCACGAUGGCCGGCCGGAGUGUUUCACCGGGGGCGGCGCUUUUGAGAACGUCUAGGAUGUUCUCAAUGCCACCUCCAAUACCAUCUCCUACCGGCGAUUAUUCUUCAGCAACCAAACAUUACUCGCCAAGUGCCACCAUUCCUUUCCCGACACAUCUCGCCGUUACAACGACAUCCUCUUCUCGUUUGGCCGGCGAUUGGGGUUUCAAGCGACCGUUUCCCUUGAAGACUACGACGGAUACCACCUACCCCCUCGUACGAGUGAAGAAGGUCGAUUCUAUCGAACAGGUCACAGAUUUUGAUUCCGCUUCGGAUCAUGUCAUUACUCUACGGAAGUACCAGGAAAUGGCCCUGCCGGUUUCAGUACCGGCGGUAAGCGCUAGCAGAUAUCAUAAGUCGGUAUUCGAGGAAGAUUCCGAUGUGACUGCAUUAGAUGAUGAGAAGAAGAAGGAGAUGGUGAAUAAGAGAUGGAAAUUCACGGGGCCAUGGCUCGCCGGGAUGACGGACGGCGAUUUUAGCAGGUUCCUAGAGAAGACGGUGCGGGGGAGGCGCAUAGAAUUUCGCGCUUUUCUGAGGGAAACCCUUGCCGCCGAAAUGACGACAGAUCAAGCGAAGGCAGCUAGGGAAGCGGGGGAGCCAGAACCACCCAAAGUAACGGCCUCUGAAAUUUCGGAGCAGCAGUUGAACGACUUUAUGAGAGUGCUGAGGGUGGAACGUAUGACCUUAUACAAUCUCGUUAGCCAGUUCUUGGACCUUGCUCCGGUCGACGUAGACGUAUCCCUCCGUCUCCUUGGCAAAUUUAUGCCGGGAUCGGCGAAGGAAUUCGAGAACGGCAGCCCGUACGGAAUCAGCGGCCCUCCUAUCACACACCCCUCUGCCGGUAUCUCCUAUCUGCGCACGCGAAGUUUCUUAGAGAACCACACGCUCUACGGACCUCAGAAGCAUCACGCUCCUAUCCAGGCACGGAUCUUGAAACCCACGAACUUAGCGACGCAAAAUUUCAGACCUAGCAUUGGUGUAGCCGGAUUCGUCGCUAACACGACGAAUGCUGACACGGCGUUUAACGCGGUGAGGGGCAGGGGCACGACCAAGUUCCAGAAACAGCUAUUCGGCUUCGAGCUCGAGAAGCGCGGCGGGUCGAAGGUCUACGUGGACCUUUCCUCGGCCACCAUCGAUUCCUUCGGUAAGAUCAUCAUUAACGUCGACGAAUCCUCUUCGGAGUCCGAGGUGGUGCAGAAGGAACUAGCGGGAGAGUUGGCGGAAGGGGAGAGCGUGUUGGAACAUCUUGUCAGGGCUAGGGAGCGGGCGCAGGAGAGGUCCCAGAUCCCUCUUAACCCCAGGAGUGGCUUGAGUGGCAUGAACUCGUAUAAUCGGCUCCAGGGCAGCGCGAGUAAUUACGGGUUAAGAUCAUAGUAGGUUAGGUGUGAGAAACUAAAUAACUACCUAACUAAAGUCGCUGGAUGCUUCCUGUACAUGUCGAGGGGCAUCAUGUAAUAUAUGGUGUAUACUCUAUGCCUUAUAGGAUCUCUGUAUAUAUUGAUUAAGAGACUUCUAUUGUUAAGUGA
Annulohypoxylon maeteangense is the source of this 1640-nucleotide messenger RNA. Its product is annotated as mitochondrial ribosomal protein MRP51. Gene Ontology annotation, biological process: mitochondrial translational initiation. Bases 82 to 1488 code for a protein of 468 amino acids. Gene Ontology annotation, cellular component: mitochondrial small ribosomal subunit. Gene Ontology annotation, molecular function: structural constituent of ribosome. NCBI's taxonomy places the organism in Eukaryota, Fungi, Ascomycota, Sordariomycetes, Xylariales, Hypoxylaceae. The transcript has a single exon. The record is from RefSeq and is a predicted model, not a curated record.